This is a messenger RNA of Labrus mixtus (cuckoo wrasse), 1887 nucleotides long. Its product is annotated as sorting nexin-16-like. The record is from RefSeq and is a predicted model, not a curated record. Gene Ontology annotation, cellular component: late endosome; early endosome; extrinsic component of endosome membrane. The coding region runs from base 419 to 1480 and encodes 353 amino acids. NCBI's taxonomy places the organism in Eukaryota, Metazoa, Chordata, Actinopteri, Labriformes, Labridae. Gene Ontology annotation, molecular function: phosphatidylinositol binding. Gene Ontology annotation, biological process: protein targeting to lysosome; endosome to lysosome transport; early endosome to late endosome transport. The transcript is spliced from 5 exons.
ACAGACAGAUAGAUAGAUAGAUAGAUAGAUAGAUAAAAGCAUGUCAUGUAUUCAUCUUGCCUUGCUUUUAGUGUUUUAUGUGUUCUCGUAUGUGUUUGUGCUUUAUAAAAAACAGGAACUAUUCCUUUCUUAGGGGAGGUGACACACUCUGAAGCAUGUGAUUUAGUAAUCUGACGCUGCUGUGACACUCAGGGUGUCAACGGUUCAGUCAAUAUGCUUUAAGCACUGACUACAUUGGCCUCACAAAAUGUGAUGAUCUGACUACGACCAAGACACUCCCAGCACAGUUUAUUCAAGACACAAACCUGCAGCACAAAAUGUGGGAUUAUCUGCCCUGAGCUGGUGUGAUUUGGCAACUAGACUCUUUUUUUCUGUGGUCAUAUGAAUCAACUCUAUACUCUAAAUCCUUCCCCCACAGAUGGCUGCCCCCUUUGUUCCAGUCCCUUUACAUGUGGACUUGACUGGAGCUUGCAGGUCCUGGGCCAAGAAGGAGUCUGAGCCCCCACCUCCAGAAAGAAUUUCCUCUAUGAGAGCAGUCAGACCCUGGGCUCAAACCUCAGCUUACUUCUGUAGGAGACCUCGAGGAGACAUGCUGGAUGGACCAUCAACAUUGCUGGGGGGUGAAGGAAGAGUUUGGGACAACUGGGUGGAAAGACCAAUCACCCCAACACUACUGGGCUACGAGAUCCUGGAGGAGAGGGCAAAAUUCACAGUUUAUAAGAUCCAUGUGACGACUGCUGAAGGAGACAGCUGGGUGAUCUUCAGAAGAUACACUGACUUUUGCCGGCUUAAUGACAAGCUUAAAGAGCUGUACCCCAGCUCGACUCUGGCCCUGCCUCCUAAGCGCUGGUUCAAAGACAACUACGAUGAGGAGUUUCUGGAGGAGAGGCUGAGCGGCCUGCAAAGCUUUCUGCAGAGCUUAACAGCACACAAAGAAGUCAUCAGGAGGUGCGUGUCAAUAUGGGGAUAUAAAGAUGGACUCCUACAGAUUUUACUCUCUAUCUUGUUUGAUUUUGAGUUUUUCGUUUGUUUGCUCCUCAGUGAAGAAGUCAGACGCUUCCUGUGUUUGGUUGAUCCGCCAGGUCCUUUCGAUAGUCUGGUGGAGAGUCGGGCUUUUUGUGAGACUCUGGAGGAGACAAACCAUCAUCUGCAGAGGGAACUCUUGGACAAUCAGAGAGAAGUUGACGCUUUGAAGAAGAUCCUGGAGGAGAAGGAAACCCAUAUCAGCCUCCUGGUGAAGAAAGCCAAAUCCCUGACACUUCCCUCUGAGAGCUCGGAGGAUCGAUUCCAGCAGACAGAAAAAAUAACUACGGACACAAACACACUUGAAGACGGAGACACAGAUUUGAAUGGAUCUGAGAAAGUGCACACAAAUGGAAGUGAAGCUGCAGGUGACGACAGAGGAAUGUCUAUAAAUGAAGAUGACAAAGAAUCAAACCAUGAAACAAACUCCUAUAUUUACCCUUUAUGUUACUGGUAGUAAUUUCCCAAUUUUAAUCUAGUUGCUGAUGAUCGUUUUAUUAACACUAAAAGACACUUUGAUAAAUGUCGUGAAACAAGUUUUACUGUGAGCAACUGUCAUUCUCCGGCUGCAACUUUAAAAUAAAAAAGAGACACCAUUUCAGAGUUUGGGCAGAAUACUAACCAUCUUAAAAAAACAAGCACAGCAUUAUUACAAUUAUGAAAUAGGUUUUAGAAAUGUGGACCUCUGACUACAGUAACUCUUUGUAGAUUGAGCAUGUCUGUAUCUUCCUUUUAUUUCAUUUUCACUGUGUUUGUGUGUUUAUAUACUCUUCCACAUGUGAUGCUCAUUUACUAAAGGUUUCUGUUACAUUACACUCAGAGGUGUAGGCCAACCAUACAUACCUCAAUAAAUACUGCUUUGUA